AUGUCUCGAGCUCUACAACAGCUUCUAAACCCAGUUGAUGGUGAGGAUGAUCCAACGAUCCAUGGAGCUUUCCGUCCAAAUGGCUUUAUGAAUAAUGUGGCCAUCAACCAUGCUGAUUUUGGCGCUGGAAAUAACUAUGGCGGAGAGUUUUUGAAUGAUGUACCUAUUUUCCAAGGGGAUCUUCUUUCCGAUACUUCUAGCUCGACAAUGGUUGAUCCCGGAUUCAACCAGCUGUCAGAUACCACCACGUUGGGCAGCGAAACUGAGUACAGCUUGGACGCCGAUCUAUUGGAGUGGGGAAACACAGUUUUACUACAAGAAAAUCUUCAACAUGAUUUUGAUUGGCCUCAGCCUUCAUUUGCGUCUCAACAGAUAUCCCAGGCUCCAUCACUUUCGCCUCUGCCAGAUCAAUAUGCCACACAAUCCGUCGCACAGGUGGACGACAUAAAUACCGUUGUAUGUUAUGGGAUGCUGCACUCAAUCGAUAUCAAACUAGUUGGUGACAUGUCGGUCAUCGACGUGAGGCUCCGCGCAGCCGACUCGAUAUAUCAGCGUUUUGAACUCUCGAACGAACAGGAUCAAAUCAGCAUACGCUUCCCCGAGAAUAAAGAGAAAUUCGGAUACCUACGCUCGGGCGAGACCAAGACAAUCUCACAGGUGCUUUCCCACAACGUAACCUUCGAACCUAUUGCCCUCAAGGCGGCUCUUCGAGAGGUCAUCGGGCGCGCGCACAAGCCGGCAGAUGCAAUGGUAAAACUAGACAUCAAUGUGUACGGGCCGCGACAAGAGUCGUCACGCGUGAGUGAUGCACUAUCCCGCGGCAAGCUAUGGUUGCAGAGACCAGAUUAUACUAGAGAAGGGAUUAUUUAUGAGAACCCACAUUUCUUGAAGCUCAAGAUCAACGGCAAUCGGGAGAGAACUCUGCUACCAAUAGAGCAUGUUGUGGGUCAUACAGCACCAAGGAGAAACGUUAGGGAAGAGCAGCUUCGAAAAUUGGUGGAGGAAGUAUAUCAAUCAGUCGACAACAGCCGCGAGCUAGAAAGGGUUGACGGGGGAGCAAGGGUCACCCAACAGUUACUCAGACACCAGCAAGAAGCUUUAGCUUUCAUGCUAGAGCGAGAAUCCGGUCACAUUGCGGAGAGAUACAGGCUUUGGCGGGAGGUUUCUCUGGAAGGAAAAGUACAGUAUCAACAUAAGAUCACCAAGGCUAGGAGAUUAAUUCAGCCAGAGGAGUCAGGAGGUGGCAUCUUGGCUGACGAAAUGGGCAUGGGGAAGUCGCUUUCCAUUCUAGCGUUGGCCAUGAAGACGCUCGACGAUGGCCAAGAAUGGGCUGACGAGUUGAAUGUUGGACCUGUGGGAAAGAAGCCGAUUAAGCAUUCUCGUUCAACACUUAUCGUUGUAUCAUCUGGCUUAUUGAUCACCAACUGGGAGACUGAAAUAAGAAAUCAUCUACAAGCAGGCCUCAAGGUAAUCGUAUACCAUGGUCGACGAAGGGAGAAGGAUGUAGACAAGAUACAAGACUCAGAUAUUGUCUUGACCACCUACAGCACACUUGCGGUGGAAUAUCAAAGGAAGAAAGUUGAGCCUUCUAUCUUACAUCUCAUUGGAUGGUAUCGAGUAGUUCUGGACGAGGCUCACAUCAUCCGCCGCCCUUCCGGAACUUUUUAUCACUCCUGCAGUGAGCUGAGCGCUCAUUCUCGCUGGUGCCUUACUGGAACACCCAUUCAAAACAAACUAGCCGAUAUCGGGACACUCUUCUCCUUCAUCCGCGCCGAACCCUUCAACAAGGCCGCAACCUUCCGCAAGUGGAUCGACAUCGCGUUUGAGCAUAAUGCAGACGACCCAAAGCAAGUUAAGGACCGCUUGGUGAUGCUUCUCGAAGCGUUCUGCUUGCGGCGGACAAAGGAUGUUCUAGAAUUGCCCAACUUGCGGCAAGACAUCCGCUGGCUAGAUCUUAGCCCCGAGGAGCGCACGCAGUAUGACAGCACGCAACGAAUCUUGAUGCGUUCAAUCAAACAGCGCGUUGGAGAGACGGAAAAGGGCUCCAAGUUCGGACUGUUCCAAGCAAAUUUGCAGCUACGCAUUCUUUGCAACCACGGAACGUACCAGAAGCCAUUUUCAUGGCAGCGGCGUAUUUACCAGGAUGAGAGGGAGGCGAAAGGAUGCGCACUCGGAAGAGACGAGGAAAUCAAGUGCUCUGUUUGCCAACAGCCCAUGCCACUUAUCGGGUCAAGCUAUUUGGGAGAUAUGUUUGAAGACCACUGUUCGCAUGUACUGUGUUCCGAGUGCAUCGAAGAGUCGACCAUGCCGGGCUCUGGGCUGCAGGUGCGUCGCUGUCCUGUGUGUGUAGAAUGGCGAAGGCCCCAUGAAUCCGGGGAUGUUGAAAUGACAGAUGCCCUUGUGAGGAGGACCUCGUUUGGUGACGACCAUGACUAUUACUUCAGCUCGCAAGGACAUUCCACAAAAAUGAAGAAGUUGGUUGAAGACGUGAGAACCAAUCUUUUGGAGACGAAAAGUAUCAUCUUUUCGUGUUGGACACGGACGCUGCAUUUGGUGUCAAGAUACCUACGUGAAGAGAACAUCCCUUUCCUGUGUAUUGAUGGGAACUGUCCCCUUCAAAAGCGGCAGGAGAACCUUGAAAUAUUUGAGAAGAGCAAUGAAAAGCCCGUCCUUCUCAUGACAACGGGUACCGGCGCUUUCGGUCUCAACCUAACAUGUGCCAACCGAAUCUUCAUCGUCGAGCUACAAUGGAACCCCAGUGUUGAAUACCAGGCCAUCGCCCGCGCCAUCCGAUUUGGCCAAAAGAGCGAGGUCCAAGUCAUGAGAUAUAUCAUCCGACACACGGUUGAAGAGGACAUGAGAAAGCAGCAGCAACGGAAGAAACAGCUUGCCACCUUUGGAUUUGACGAACAUGUAGACGAGAUGGAUGUGGAGGCGCAGCAACCUUAG
This is a messenger RNA of Clonostachys rhizophaga, 2949 nucleotides long. Lineage: Eukaryota; Fungi; Ascomycota; Sordariomycetes; Hypocreales; Bionectriaceae. The record is from the annotation of a GenBank genome assembly.